Messenger RNA from Symbiodinium sp. CCMP2592, 1053 nucleotides. The record is from the annotation of a GenBank genome assembly. NCBI's taxonomy places the organism in Eukaryota, Dinophyceae, Suessiales, Symbiodiniaceae.
AUGCCUCCUGGUCCGAGCGAUGCUGGGAUGAAAGGUGUCCUCUUCUCUGCCGUCUUGCCCCUUCUGGGCGCGAGCGCUGGCUACUACCAGCUCCUUGCGGGUGUGAAGAAGGCAAAAGCCGAGGUGCCUGGCUGCGAUGGGGACAUCAGCAAGUACACCGCCGUGAGCAGCAUCAUGCUGGCAGUGUGUGCAGUCUACGGAUUCGUUGGCGCUUUUGUCAUCAGUACUGACCUGGUCAAGGAACCAGCCUUGCCAGAGAAUUCCGCCUUCGCGGCGGGACUGGUGAAUGGCCUUGCUUCUGCAAUCUCAGCCUUGGGCCAGGGCUACUUUGCAUCGAAAGCUGUGGAGGCGGGAGCUCGGCAGGCAAGCGCCUUUGUGGCUUUUGUCCUCAUCUUGAUUUACAUCGAGGCUUUUGCUCUCUAUGGCCUCGUAGAUAGCCUGGUGAUCGGAGGCAUCGCCCUUGAGAGCCAAGUCGAUAUUCAUCCUGGCACUGUGAUGCCCUUUACUUCCGUGUUCCUCCUUGCCACCCUUGGAGGUGUGGUUGGCUCAGCCGUCUCCGGCUAUGCGAUCAUGGAGAUCAUUCCGAUGAGACCUGAUUUGGCCAUGAAGUCCAUGAUUCCAGUGGUCUUCAACGGCGUCACGGGCAUCUAUGGCCUGAUCAACGGCGUCGUAGACACGCAACCAUGGCCGCCGACGGGGAACGACUGGGCCGCUGGCCUCUUGUACCUCCUCUCUAGUCUCGGUUUGAGCUACUACGGCUACACAUGUGUGAAGGCCCUGCUGGGACCUCACCGUUUCAUCGAAAUCAUCGGCAAGCUAACGCUGAGCCAAUCCGUGGGGCUUGCGGGUCUGAUAUACGGCCUCCUGAAGCACAGCAAGGUGAUUGAAGUCACAUACGGUCCCGUCUCCCUCGUUGCUUCUGGACUGCAGCAACACCAGGCCGAAGCCUUCGUCGCUUUAUUGCUCUUCCUGGUGCCCCUGGGGGCUGCCCUGUGCGCCGUAGCCCUGAGACGUCGGCAGACUCCACUGGAAGCGUCUCUCCUGGCCUCCUGA